AUGCCCGAGCGGCGGGUAACGCCCUCGUCUGAAUCUUCAAAGGUAGCCCGCCCAAACUUUCUUAAAAUGCGUUCUCCAUCUAAAGCUAUCUCAUCCUUGCAUCUCAAUCGUAGUUCUCUUGCCUCACAGUAUUUGCACGCCAUGGCUUUACCAGAAACUUUCAAAAACAACGACCAGGACACCUUCGGUGCUUACACAGCCCACUCCAGAUGGCCUACCAUCAUCGGAAAUGCCAUCAAUGACUUGCAGGCGGAACUAGACACGCUAGACUCCAGCACUAGCCAUUAUCGUGACGGAACGCUGAUCCAAAACGAGUUGGCCAGUUUGAGAGACGAAAUCAAGGCCGACAAGCCCAUCAGGCCCUUCACAUCCAAAGAAACAGAAGUCGGUCAAGUACCGGGCUCCUUCAACGAAGUGAUUCUAGCAGGCCACCAGACAUGGCUUACCGGUGGCUGGUUGUUUUGCGAGGUCUACUUGUACCGUCGUGUCAACGUAAUGUUUCGGGCUUACAAGUCCUGGGCUUCGUUCGAUAUCUUCAACAAGGUCAAACAGUCUACUUUCCAGAGUUCUAUGGUCGGGGUCGUGGAGCUUGCUGCUCGUUAUCAGAAACUCGAGCAUCAAUUGGGACUAGCAGAUGCCGAAACAUUGGAAAUACUGUUCAAAGAGUUCGUCGAGAUCUCGCUGUGGGGCAAUGCCACCGAUUUGUCGCUUUUGACCAAUGCCACUCUAGAGGACAUCAAAUCUCUACAGGGUGAAGCGGCCAGAAAGGCUUCUGAGUCCAAGAUUCUAAUUAACCACACUUCCAAAGCAUGGAAUCAACUGAAAUCGUCUCAACAUAAGCGUGUCGAUUUUGUCUUGGACAAUUCUGGCUUUGAGGUUUACGCCGACUUGAUGCUCGCAUUAUUCUUGCUAGACACGGGAAUCGCUAAACAAUGCGUUUUACACGCGAAAGAUAUUCCAUACAUGGUCAGUGACUGCAUGAUUAAGGAUUUCGAGUUGCUUCUACAGGAUAUGCAGUCUUCGGACUUCUUCGACUUGAAACAACUAAAAGACGAAGAGCAAUCUGGCCGUGAGUCCUUGGAUUUUUUGGUGAAAACGCUGAAGCAACACGUUCAAUCGGGACAACUCACGUUUACACAAGAUACCUUCUGGGCACUUGACCUUGACUACAGUCACAUUGAUCCAUCAGAAACGAAAUAUCACGGUGCGCAAAUUCACCAAGAAUUACUGCAAAGUGACUUGGUGAUCUUUAAAGGUGAUUUGAAUUAUAGAAAACUAACAGGAGAUAGAAAAUGGGCGCGCACAACUAAAUGGGAGACAGCUAUUGGCCCAUUAGCUUCCAAUGGUCUAAAGACGUUAAGUUUGAGAACAUGCAAAGCUGACGUUGUUGUUGGACUUGAGCCAGGCGUUGAUGAGAAAUUGUGUUCCGAAUGGACAUCAGUGAAGAAGACUGAGCCCGGUUCAUGGUGGGCCUCUAGUGGUAAAUACGCGGUGAUAUGUUUCUGCGAUGGCCAAAGUUAA
This is a messenger RNA of Lachancea nothofagi CBS 11611, 1521 nucleotides long. NCBI's taxonomy places the organism in Eukaryota, Fungi, Ascomycota, Saccharomycetes, Saccharomycetales, Saccharomycetaceae. The record is from the annotation of a GenBank genome assembly.